AUGAACUUAAUUACAACAAUUAUCACUAUUACCAUCACACUAUCUGCAGUACUAGCCACUAUUUCUUUCUGAUUACCACAAAUUUCUCCAGACGCAGAGAAAUUGUCCCCCUACGAAUGUGGAUUUGACCCUUUAGGAUCCGCCCGUCUACCCUUCUCCUUACGCUUCUUCCUAAUCGCCAUCCUGUUCCUUCUAUUUGACUUGGAAAUCGCCCUCCUUCUACCCCUGCCUUGAGGAGAUCAACUCAACACCCCCGCCCUAACACUCGUCUGAUCCACUGCUGUACUUGCCCUCCUUACUCUAGGCUUAAUCUAUGAAUGAACCCAAGGAGGCUUAGAAUGAGCCGAAUAG
Messenger RNA from Oncorhynchus masou masou (cherry salmon), 351 nucleotides. The record is from the annotation of a RefSeq genome assembly. Lineage: Eukaryota; Metazoa; Chordata; Actinopteri; Salmoniformes; Salmonidae.